AUGAGCUUAAAAUUAUAUUAUGAUCUUAUGUCCCAACCUUCAAGGGCUAUGUACAUUUUAUUAAAAACAUCUAAGUGCAAUUUUGAAUCCAAGUUAGUAAAUCUUCGCCAAGGUGAGCACUACACAGAGGAAUAUGAGGCUAUUAAUAGGUUCAAAAAGGUACCUGUUAUAGACCACAAUGGCUUUUUACUAAGUGAGAGUGUGGCUAUAGUAAAAUAUUUGUCACGUGAAAAUAUUAUACCAAGAAUUCUGUACCCUGAAGAUAGCAAAUCACAAGCGAGGGUAGAUGAAUAUUUGGAAUGGCAACACAUUGGUUUGAGACUGCAUUGUUCCAUGUUUUUCAGGGUUGCGUACCUCAAUCCAGUAUUUUUUGACACAACUCCAGAUCCAAAGCAAGUCCAGAGUUACAAGAAAAGGAUGUUAAAUGCUCUAGAGGAGUUUAAUAGUCUUUGGUUGGGACACAAUGAAUUUGUGACAGGCAAUACAAUAAAUGUAGCUGAUUUAUUUGCAGCCGUGGAGUUGGAACAACCAAGAAUGGCAGGCUUCGACCCGGCGGAAAAAUACCCAAAUAUCGCGACAUGGUGGCCUAAAGUUAGACAGCACUUCAACCCGUACUACGAUGAGGCUCAUGUUAUUUUGAAUAAGAUAGUUAAGAAAAAUGUGUCGAAGUUAUAA
This is a messenger RNA of Leptosia nina, 675 nucleotides long. The record is from the annotation of a GenBank genome assembly. NCBI's taxonomy places the organism in Eukaryota, Metazoa, Arthropoda, Insecta, Lepidoptera, Pieridae.